UUGGAUGAUAAGAUAAGUGCCGUUAAGAGACUCCAAUUUAAGGAUAUUAGUGAAGAAACAAAACAAAGAGUUGUCGAAGAAGUGAAUAGUUUAACAAAACUGGACUCAAAUUUUGUGAUCAAAUAUGAAGAUUCAUAUCUCGAGUCCAAUCAUCUCUACAUUCAAAUGCAAUUCUAUUCGCAAAGUCUUCGAACUGUUCUCAAAGACAAACCCAUUGUCUUCGGGAGACAACCGGACGAACCAAUGAAUGUCUUUGAAUACUUUACUUCGUGUGAAAUAUUCAAAGAACUCUUAGAAUGUGUUGAAUAUCUCCACGAAUCGGAUCCACCGGUCAUUCAUCGGAAUCUAAAACCGGAAAACAUAUUAAUUGAUCCCAACUUUACAUCCAAUCGUUGUGUAAAAGUGUGUGACUUUGGAUUAGCCACUGAUCACAACACCAGUAAACAAACUGUCAGUUCAUUUGUGCACUCAGUUUGUGGUACUGUUGGAUAUAUAGCGCCCGAAAUACUUCUGGGUAAACAAUAUGACCACAAAUCAGACAUUUAUAGCCUCUCUAUAAUCGGCGAAGAGUUGUUUGGCAUUGAUCUCCAGGAUUGGAAAUUAAUUGAAGCGAAAAAGUUGUCGUUCAAGAAAUGCAUACAAAGCAUAUACGGGACACUUCUGGAGAUGAUGUCAACACCCUUUUGGAGACAAAGGCCUGAGUGUCGGGAAGUGUUGGCCAAACAUAACGAGUGGCAUUGUGAUUGGCUGUUGCACAUAUGGACCAUGAACAGAUAUAAUGCAUUAUACGUGACAAACGAUGAUAUGGUCUACGGAUUGGGCAAUAAUAGCGAGGGAUGUCUGGGUUUUGGACACAACAGACCUAUAAUAUCACCCGAACUGAUCCCUGAAUUAUGUCAGCAAAACAUCCAAUACUUUGUCAACGGAAGUAAUUUUGUGAUAGCAGUGAAUGGCGUGAAUCAGAUCUACGGUUUCGGUAGCAACACGUGCGGACAAUUGGCCCGCAAUACAGAUACCUAUUAUUGUAACCAAAAACCAGAUAUAAUCGCAUACUUUUACGAUAAAAGUAUUGUACAAAUCAGUUGUGGUUCUCAUCACACGCUAGCCCUCACCUGUGAUGGCCGGGUGUAUGCCUGGGGUGACCAUGAAUGCGGACAAAUUGGUUGUGGUAAUAAUUGCUAUGAGACUGGGAUUGUUUACACACCAUUUGAGUUACAAUUUGGUGAUAAUUACAAAAUACAAUCCGUGUAUUGUUAUAAUGACUGGUCGUUUGCCAUCACCACCGAUGGCCAGGUGUUCAGUUGGGGUCAGAAUGAAUGCCACCGAUUGGGACACAGCAAUACCAAAACAGAUACCGUU
Messenger RNA from Medioppia subpectinata, 1359 nucleotides. The record is from the annotation of a GenBank genome assembly. NCBI's taxonomy places the organism in Eukaryota, Metazoa, Arthropoda, Arachnida, Sarcoptiformes, Oppiidae.